AUGCUGGCGCCGGUGACGGACGAAUUAAGCCUCAUUCUCAUCGCAACCAACAAAACUCCGCAUUUGGUCGAUCUUUGGCUCAAGUCCGCGGCGGAAUUGGCUCAGUAUCCGCUCCGAUGCUGUAACUAUCGCAAAUUGACCUCCCAUCCGACAACGCACUUGAGGAGAAGGAAGAAAGCCGUCAAGCAUCAUGGACCGGGCAUCACAGUUGAUCGAAGCUGUCCCCUUCCGGGCUCAGAUGACCAAGGCGAUGGACCUUCUCGUUCAAUAUUUCUCGCUCAUGAACACCAUCACAAAGGUCGUACUGGGGACGCUGCUUGUGAUGGUUUUGCAGAGACACAAAUCCAAUAA
Messenger RNA from Histoplasma capsulatum G186AR, 351 nucleotides. RefSeq lists its product as uncharacterized. The transcript is spliced from 2 exons. NCBI's taxonomy places the organism in Eukaryota, Fungi, Ascomycota, Eurotiomycetes, Onygenales, Ajellomycetaceae. The coding region runs from base 1 to 351 and encodes 116 amino acids. The record is from RefSeq and is a predicted model, not a curated record.